Molecule: messenger RNA, 4301 nt
Organism: Misgurnus anguillicaudatus (oriental weatherfish)
Lineage: Eukaryota; Metazoa; Chordata; Actinopteri; Cypriniformes; Cobitidae
Gene: zeb1a
Product: zinc finger E-box binding homeobox 1a
Biological process (GO): anatomical structure development; regulation of transcription by RNA polymerase II
Molecular function (GO): RNA polymerase II cis-regulatory region sequence-specific DNA binding; DNA-binding transcription factor activity, RNA polymerase II-specific
Source: RefSeq, a predicted model, not a curated record
AGCGCAACCUUUUCCUGCCUGUGCGUGCGUAUGACACCGCGCGCUGCGACGUGACGCGCACAGGAGCCGUCAACGUGUUUACCUGAACGGUGAGGAGACAACGGAUCAAGCCAAUGUCCUCUUUUACCGUCCGUCGACCUCCUCCCGUCUCAGAGCAGCGAAUACAGAAGCGGUGAACGGAAAUCAGUGCGUGAUACGCGAUCUGCGCGAGAGAAGCGAGGCGCCCAGCGCACGCCACGGCAAAUGGCAACUUGUGCAGUGAGGAGUUUCAGAAGCGUGCCGGAGGCGACCUCAGAUUCAGAUGAUGAAGACAAACUGCACAUUGUAGAGGAGGACAGUAUUCAUGACGAUGCCGGCCGAAAGCCUUCAGUGUUUCAGCUCAAAGCUUCACGACACCCUGAUACUGUCAGCCAAGAUGAUGGCAGCCUGGGGCCAGAUGCUUUGAUACAAGAAAUAAGGAUCAAAGAGGAGUGUGUGACCGACGAAGAAGAUGCUGAUAUUGUCGUGGGCGGUGCAGAUUCGCAGCAAGAAACGACGAGUAUUUACCCAGAUACCCCAGAAGAGAAUCAGGGCACGCCAGAGAGGGGAGUCCACGAUGAGAAUGGUACUCCUGACGCAUUUUCCCACCUGCACACCUGUCCGCACUGUUCCCGUGGUUACAAGCGUCAGACCUCUCUGAAAGAACACAUUAGACUCCGACAUGAGAAGAACGAGGACAACUACUGCUGUUCCCUUUGCAGCUACACCUUUACCUACCGCACGCAGCUGGUCCGUCACAUGACCGCCCACGGACACAUCCGGGAGCAGAGGAAAAUUUCUCAAUCGGGUGGAAACAGAAAGUUCAAAUGUACUGAAUGCACCAAGGCCUUCAAAUACAAACAUCAUCUGAAAGAGCAUUUUCGUAUCCACAGUGGUGAGAAGCCGUAUGAGUGCUCAAAUUGUCUAAAGCGCUUCUCCCACUCGGGCUCCUACAGUUCUCACAUUAGCAGUAAGAAGUGUGCAACCAUGAGCCCGGCGGUCAACGGCUUACCCCAAACACCUGCGGUGAAAACAGCUCUCACCAUUUCUGGACCCACACACAUCCUUUUGAGAGAAAAGAUGGACGGUACCAACAAGCAAGCUCUCACCAUUACUCGGCCCACACACAUCCUUCUGAGAGAAAAGGUGGACGGUACCAACAAGCCUCUACAGGAGCAACUCCCCCUGAAGCAGAUCAAACAGGAGCCUGAUCAUCAAACUAAACCUGCAUCAGCAACGCCAACUGUGGCCAAUGGAGUUGCGGGCCCGGUUCAGGCCACAACACCUCAAGGCGUUGUCCAGACCUUGGUGCUGCCCACUGUCGGGCUGGUCCAGCCAAUCAGCAUCAACCUUAGUGACCUGCAAAAUGCGCUAAAUGCGGCAAUGGACGGUAACGUUACUAGGCCAGUGUUAGUUAGUGCCAACGUGAAUGGAACAGGCACCAAAAUUGUAGGGGCAACGCAGGCACAAACGCCAACUGUUGUGUUGCAGCCACAGCAGUCGCAGUCCCAAAUGCUCUCUGCCUUCUCCGUGCCAGUUGUGGGCCAGGAUGGGAAAGCCAAAAUUAUCAUCAACUACAAUCCCCAAAUAAACCCACAACUCGGUGCACCAAAACCGAACACAACACAGCCUAUUGUAACCCUGUCAAAUGUGACAAAGCCUGCUGUGGAACAAACCGAUACAGCACAGGCUACAUCUACUGUGUCUAAUGUCACACAGCCAAUCGUGGUGCAAGGUCAAGCAACCCAGUCCAGCUUAACUGAAACCCAAACAUCAUCCACACUCAAUGCAAAACCAACACAGAUAAAUAUCGUCAGGCCAGUCCAAGCCGGAAACCCCAGCAAACCUGCGUCCAUCAUCAAGAUAACACCGGAACAGGCUGCCAGGUUGGUCCAGGCCCGUGCGGCACAACCAAAGUUCACCCAGCAAACUCUUUUGUUGGUGAGGAGAGCAGAUGGGACCCAAAGCCUUGUUGUUCGACAGGUCGCUGUUGCCAAUCCCAAUACGCAAGGCACGCCAACUGUGGAGACCAAGGCAGCGGAGAUAAACUCAUCCCCAGAAAAGCCUACGAACACACUUACAUCACCAGAAAAAAAGGAAGGGACAACAGAAAACACCAGUUCAUUAGAGGAAAUUUGUAAGCUACAAAAUGUGUCCGAAAACAUCAAAACAGAACCCGCCUCUCCAUCCAAAACCCCGACUGAGAUGGAGACAGAAGGAGAGGAGGAUACAGACACAGACAGAAAUAAAGAGGAAGGGAAACAAACAACAGUGGAUAAUGCGGUCUCACAUUCUGGAACGGUUCACAGCGGUGUUGCCUGCGGUGAUAACUUCCAUAACUAUGCCACUUGUCUGGUUUGCGAUAACAGCCCAGGCAAACGUAACGGCAUCGACGGCCUAAAAACUGACGCCAAUGGGUCGCCUACAACUAUCUCCCUCACCUCUCUACUUGAUAAGGAUAAAAGUGGAGCAGCAGAGCGCCUCCUUCCUCUCCUGAAGGCCUACAGUCAAAAUCCUGAGCCUACAGAAGAACAGUUGUCUCAGGUUGCAAAGUCGGUUAAACUGCCUCUAGAGUCGGUCAGCAAGUGGUACCAGAAGAUGCGAUCCAAGAAGAUUUUGCUCCAGGGUGCAAACAACCUAAAAAACAACCAGCAGGAAAACACACCGUGUGAUUCCACUGGGGUCAACCCAAGUCAAGACACUUGCACUCCACCCGAACCUCUUGAUGACACUGUAACAGAUGUCCAGAAUAGACCCUACAGCACUGAUUCUUCACCCGCCCCCUCUCCAGCCAGCCUGUCCACCGACGAUCUUGUCAUUGUAAAGACAGAAGACGUGGAGGAGGAGUUGCAGUCUGAGCCUCUGGACCUCUCGCUCCCCAAGUCCAGCCCCGCUCAAGCCAGCGUUGCCGCCAAGCUGCCAAUCUCCACCCAGAAGGAGCCACUCAACCUUACCUGCCUCAAGAAGCAGUCGUUGCCAGGCAACACCAUCUAUGUGACGCAGGGCAGCACAGGCUCUUUGAACAUCAUGGCGGCGUCAUUGCCGACACUCGUUGCCAUUGCAGAGCAGGGAGGAGUUCCGUGUAUUGGCGCUAACAAACGAACUAUCCUCAUACCGCAGCUCACCUACACGUACAACAACAACUCCAGCGUCCAGACAGCCGACAGCACCUCUGCAAAUACGAAAGGGAUGGUGAUACUCAACAAUUCCCUGAAAGCGACAGAUGCUGCGACCGACUCCGUGUCAGGAGUAGAGGACCAGAACGAUGAAGAUUCGCCUGUCCAGAAGAAGAGGAAGAAGAUUUCUGCCGGCAUGUACGCCUGCAAUCUGUGUGAUAAGAUCUUUCAAAAAAGCAGCUCAUUGCUGCGACACAAGUACGAACACACAGGUAAGCGACCUUACGAGUGCGGCAUCUGUCAAAAGGCUUUUAAACACAAGCACCACCUGAUCGAGCAUACGCGACUACACUCCGGAGAGAAGCCCUACCAGUGCGACAAAUGCGGGAAACGUUUCUCUCACUCCGGCUCUUACUCUCAGCACAUGAACCAUCGAUACUCCUACUGCAAGAGAGAGACCAAUGAGCAUCCAGGACCAAACAUCACCUCCACGCCUCCCUCUCAUCUCGACUCUGAUGACAGAGAGAGCGAUGGAGAGGAGGAAGAGGAUUUAUCCGGUCUGGACAUGAGUGAAAUAAGAGUGAUUCGAAUAGGAGAGGAUUAUGACGACGACGAGGAGGAAGAGGAAAGUGGGGCAGAAGAAAAACAAGGGAAUAUACACGAGGAAGGAGAUUCAGUGAUGGAGGUGGAGUUUCGAGAUACUGACACUCUUGAGGAUGAAGUGGGGGACAUCAUUGAAAUGGAGAGUGGCAUUGAAACGAUGGAGGAGUCGGGCAAUGGAGAGGAAGACCUAAAUCUCAAAAUUAUUGAUGAAGAACAUGCAGAGAUGGCAACAGAGGUGCAAGAAAAUGACUGAAAGAGCGCGACCACUUCUGCAUCCGGUUGCUAUGGAAACUGUCUCAGCUCUUUACUGUGUAUAAAACCCAGGUGUGCCUGAUUUACAAACCGUAUUUUCCUUGUUUCAAAGAAACAUUCAACUUUAACAAGGAGAAAGAAACGAGUCUAGACUUCUUGGGACUCGUUUUGCUUAGUUCUGUUACCGAAUCGCCCCGGUAUGUGGAUUUAUCAGUGUUCAUGUUUUCUUUUUUCCUCAAUUUUAUUGUCUGUACAGUCAGAUUUCUAUACCUUUUAUAUUUGCCAAUGAAGUUUACGAAAUCAGUAUUUUGA